UGUACCAACUUCAGUACUACAUGAAACUUGGCCUUCGGUUGGUUCCACCUUCUUUAUUCAUAAACAUCUUUGACUCUGGUAUAUACAUUUUCAGUUUCCUUUUGAAAAAUGUAUAAGGUUCUUUUUCGCAUGUUAACAGUUUGUUGAGUCGAAUUGUUGUGCAUGAAACAUGUUAAAAGUUAUUAAAAUAAGUAAUUUUGAAAGAUUUUUAAUUACAAAAGAUAGAGCAAAUGGAAUUACAGAACUGAUAAACCUCCCGCAUUAAUUCAGCAGGUAGUACCAGCAGAUUGUGUUAUCCUUCACGAUGUGCAGACUUUAACGACUUGCAAUGAAUUCGCGGUACCGUCAUGAAGGCGAAGACUUACGUAAUUCAAAAACAAUUAUUCCUUUACUUCGAAAGAGAAUAGAAGAAGGUUGUCAUUUUGUAUUCAAUCAAUAUGUACACACAUGUACGUAGACAAGUUUUUCGCUUAGUGUGUAGUUUAUAAACAGAACUGGUUGCUUUGUUCUCCAUUAAGGCCGCCAUGUCGGUAGUUUUCAUAUUCAUAGUGAUGCUUUCCAGACUUCUCGUCACUGCUGGGAAUGACACGGUUGUAGAAAGAUCUGCUCAAGUGCGCAAGAUUUCCCAAGAACAACGUCUUGUGGCCGAUUUGUUUCAAAACUACAGCUCCAUUAUCAGGCCCGUGAUGAAUCAAAAUGAAACCCUCAUCGUCACGUGUGACGCAGCCCUACAGACGAUCGCGGAUUUUAACCAGAAAAAGCAGUAUAUCCAGACAAAUAUGUGGCUUCGAUUGAAAUGGAAAGACUUCAACCUCCAGUGGAAUCCAGACGAUUACGGGGGUGUAUCGAGCAUCACGGUUCCCUUGGACUUGAUUUGGAGGCCGGACCUUCACCUCCAUCGCAAUCGCAACAAAGACACCAGCGGCAUCUCUAGUAUCUCUCCUCGGCUGACAAGCAGCGGAGUUGUCUACUGGAACACGCCAGCUAACAUUAUGAGCCCCUGCCGGUAUGACGCCUCUUACUUCCCCUUCGACGAACAGCACUGUCAGCUUACUUUUAGCUCCUGGUCUUACAACUACGAUGCCGUGCACCUCCGGGUGUCCAACUCUAUCGCUGACAUUUCCAAUUACCAGGACAACGGGAUAUGGGACCUACUGGGGAUGCUGCAGGUCGUAAAUACGACCUACUACACGUGCUGUCCGAAACCUUUCAGUGUAUACAUCGUCACCAUAGUCGUGAGGCAUAGGCCCUUGUUCUACCUCUCUAAUCUGCUCAUACCUUGCUGCCUGAUCGUGGCCAUUACGAUGUGCAGCUUCUUGCUGGCGGUGGAUUCGGGAGAGAAGAUCAGCCUUGUGGUGACCAACCUGCUGUCCCUGGUCGUCUUCAUGAAUAAUCUCUCCAAGGCAAUACCAAAUUCAUCGGACGGCAUCCCGCUCAUGAUUCAGUACAUCGCAGUUACUAUAGCCAUCGUGACCAUAUCCAUGCUGGCGACAGUCUGUGUUCUACGAAUCCACUACAGACCAAGUUUGGCAAAACCGGUGCCUGCGUGGUUGAAAAAGGUUGCGUUCGUUUACCUGCCACCAAUCCUCAUCCUUCGGGUACCUGCUUAUAAGAUGACACCAGCGACUCCAGCGAUAGGGGAGCCUCUUCGUGAAAUGCCCUCUUCUUCCGACGCGGGAUCCGAUGGUGGAACCACCCUGGCCAACUUUGUUUCCAUCAACCGCAGGCUCAGGUGUCUCACUGCACGGUGCAAGAGGCAGGACGCGGCCAGGGAGAUUGUGGCGGAGUGGAAGCAAGUUGCAAGGGUCAUCGACCGUAUGCUCUUCGUGGUCUUUCUGGUGGUUACCGUCAGUUUGACCAUGGGGAUCCUGAUGCAGUCCAAACCGCAGACGUCACCGGAGCAAAUUGAGAUCUGGCAGCAGCCCAGGGAUUAAGAGCUCUGUCCGACCAGUGGCUUCCGAGGGCCUGAAAACACACACAUUUAGCAGAGUUGAACUUGUAGUCAAGUCCACCACAAGUUGUUCACAAGUCGAUUGCAAGCCACUCACAAAUUAGGCCGUAACAACUAACAGGGGAUAAGCACUAAAAGAGGAUUGCCUUUAUUACAGUUCAACCGAAUAGCUUGUCACUUGACUUCCGGCUAGAUGACAUGUGAUUGUCUUAACAACAACCCCACUCUACUUUAAAGUGGCCGAUCAUAUAAAGCUUCAUUCUAAAACGACAUGUUAUCACUAGAACAUGUUAGUCCAUGUAUAUAUCAACGCAUUGUGUAAAACAUAGAAGUAGCCAGAAUGAUGAAAAUGUACUCUGUUUAUUAUGCAGCAAUUAAUGUCCAGAAGACUUAUAACCUUUCAACGUAGCAAUUUUUAUUUACACUGCGCA
Messenger RNA from Patiria miniata (bat star), 2382 nucleotides. Its product is annotated as neuronal acetylcholine receptor subunit alpha-10-like. Gene Ontology annotation, cellular component: neuron projection; postsynaptic membrane; synapse. Gene Ontology annotation, biological process: regulation of membrane potential; nervous system process; signal transduction. The transcript is spliced from 6 exons. NCBI's taxonomy places the organism in Eukaryota, Metazoa, Echinodermata, Asteroidea, Valvatida, Asterinidae. Bases 525 to 1934 code for a protein of 469 amino acids. Gene Ontology annotation, molecular function: transmembrane signaling receptor activity; acetylcholine-gated monoatomic cation-selective channel activity. The record is from RefSeq and is a predicted model, not a curated record.